This is a messenger RNA of Planococcus citri (citrus mealybug), 10092 nucleotides long. RefSeq names its product plexin-A4-like. The record is from RefSeq and is a predicted model, not a curated record. Gene Ontology annotation, biological process: cell surface receptor protein tyrosine kinase signaling pathway; positive regulation of kinase activity; protein phosphorylation. The transcript has 6 exons. Lineage: Eukaryota; Metazoa; Arthropoda; Insecta; Hemiptera; Pseudococcidae. Gene Ontology annotation, molecular function: protein binding; ATP binding; transmembrane receptor protein tyrosine kinase activity. The coding region runs from base 3617 to 8383 and encodes 1588 amino acids. Gene Ontology annotation, cellular component: signaling receptor complex; plasma membrane.
UCCAUUCCUGGUGUCAGAAUUGCUCCAUUCUUCAUAGUUCCACCUCCAUGGAGCAUAACGUGAUAAAAAACCGCUCCCUUCAAUGUUACCCCAGGUUAUGGUACCAUGUAACCAGCAAAUUGCUGGCCUGCCUUUUGCUAAUUCACCUCAUGCUAGCACCAUACCAGUUCUAUGCUAGGAUGAAUUUUUCAAUAAAAUGUCUGCUGGCAAAGUGCCAACACCAUUUUAACUGGCAAUCUGCUAGUUGAUUCCAUGCCAGCACCGCGCUAGUGUUCUGCUACUAAUGCUAGCAUUCUGCUAGUAAAAUUGUCAAUAAGAUAAUUAUUCUGCUGGGAUUAACUAGUGUAUGGCUAGUGUACUUUUCACUAGCUUAUAUCAAGCUAGCAACAUGGUAGCUUUAUGCUAGGAGAAACUGCCAGCAUCGCUUGGUAACUAUGGCGCUAGGAUAUAACUAGCAUAUUGCUAGCAUACAUUGUGCUAGCUCAUCUCAGGCUAGCAUUAUGGUAGAAUUUUGCUAGCAGGAACUGCUGGGAUCACUCGAUAAUUAUGGUGCUGGGAUUUAAUUAGCAUAUUGCUAGCAUACAUUUUUCUAGCUCAUCUCAUACUAGCAAUAUGAUAGCAUUUUGCUAGUGGGAAAUGCUAGCAUCACUCAGUAACUACAGGGCGAGGUUUUAACUAGCAUAUCCCCAGCAUACAUUUUGCUAGCUAUCUCACAUUAGCAAUAUGAUAGCAUCAUGCUAGCAGGGACAACUGGCAUUACUAUUUGUAGAUAAUUAUGAGGCGAGGGUUUAACUAGCACAUUGCUCACAUACAUUUUGCUAGCUCACCCCAUGCUAGCGAUAUGAUAGCGUCCUGCUAGUAAGAACUGCUAGCAUCACUUGGUAAUUAAGGGGCAAGGAUUUAACUAGCAUAUUGCUAGUAUGCAUUGUGCUAGCUCAUCUCAUACUAGAUAUAUGAUAGCAUUUUGUUAGCGGAAAAUGCUAGCUUCAUUCGGUAGUUAUGUUGCUGGCGUGUAGCUAGCUCAUUGCUAGCAUACUUCUUGCUAGUUUGUAUCGUGCUAGUAAUAAACUGGCAUUUUGCUAGCAUGUUAUGCUAGUUCAUUUCAUGCUAGCAUAACGCUAGUAUCACGCUAGUUUCCUGCUACUCAUACUAGGUGGGUGCUACUAAUGCUAGCAUUCUGCUAGUAAAAUUGUCAAUAGGGUUCAGCUGAACGUUCCCUUGUCAGACAUCUUCGCUUUCUUUUUCAAACUUGAAAUUUAUAUUAAAAAUAUUACCUCUCACUUAAAUUUUAAUGUUUUAUUGAAACCAUAAAUCGCAUAAGUAUAAAAUUCAUUUCUUUUACUUCUCAAAAUUCGGAUUUUCUAUGCAUUUUAAAUGUUUUGGCCUUCGUUUCGCUCGAUCGAAUUCGUUUCUCUUUUUCAAAAUGAAGUACCAAAAAUUUGAAAGGGAAAAUAAAAAUGUCUACAGAUCCUAUGAAUUAGGCAUAUAUCAAUCAACAAAGCCAUUCUACUUACUUAUCUUUCAUGUACCUAGUAUCACUAUUGUAUUCAGCAAAAAUGGUACAUAUUUCUUUCUUAUUUUACAAAACCGUAUAGCUUUGUCCUUGGUUUUCAGGUGACUAUUUAAUUGUGACAUAAUAUACAAAAACAUAUCUAAGUACCCCAUGGCAGAUUGGAAUAGCUAUCGGAAAUGAUUACUUUGCUUUUUCAAAAAUUAGAUAAAAUCAUGACAAUUUGCGUCAUUUUUUUUUAAAUCACAGGAAGCGCACAAUGAGAUAUUUUAUUAAAUUAUUAUUCUGCUCGUGCAAAAGUUUGACAGCCAAAUAUGCAUGUAUUUAAUGUGAUGCAAUACGAUAAAUUUAUGUUGAAAAGUUUUUCAGUUCUUUAAAACAAAAACUUCUACUUGAUGGUGAGUUCUGCAUAAUUAUUUUACAUGUACAUAAUUAUUUUUUUUUUUUGACAUUUUUUUUAUACUGGGCGUGUAUAAUUGCCAGGAUUUUUACGCCCAGUUUCGAAUUUAUAUCUUUAAAAUCCGAGAUAAAAUUUAAUUACAUACAAAUUUUCAUCAUGAAAAUACAUAUUUACUAUUCGGCCAAAAUAGUCAAUUUCAUCGUGUUUCCAGAGAAGUCCAAUUAAGGAAAGAGGUUUAUAUUUUGCAUCAAAUCAGAUCAAUGAGAGAAAGUGCCAUCUAGUUUAAGUAUUUUUGUCUUAGGUAUUGUUUUUAAUUUAUGCUUCAAGGUUUAAGUACCUAUUGUGAAUCCGGCCUGGGUCUAAUACUCGAAUAAACGUUUUCUAUAAUUAUAAUGAAAUUCAAUUUUUGAAAUUUUGUAAGGAUUAACCCUUUGGAGGUUCUCUAGGUUGUCGGGUUAGCAAAUUGAAUUGCGUUGAUGAGUGUGAUAGGGCGCCUUGCUCAAUUGGUGAAAUCACAAAAAAAUUACGCUUUCGAUAAAAAGUUUGGUUGGAAAAUUAAAGUUUCCAAAAAGCACAAAUGUGACAUUUCCAACAAAAAAAUUGAAUAGGUACAAGAUUGAACAAAGGUCAUCUGGCAGUUCACAAAUUCGGCGAGAAUCUUGGCAAUAAUGCCUUUGUUUAAAUAAUGUAGAAAAGAAAGAUCUAUGUCGCUAAGAGAGGAUUUUUAUCAAGUCUUAAAAUCUUGUCGGAAAUCGGGCUGAAAUAUGACACAAAAUUUGGCGAAAUUGCGAGCUUUGUAGUGAGGAUAACUAAUGAUAAAACAAAUUUUGCUGUGAUUCACCAAAUUUAGCACAGAAUUUUAUUUCAUUUUGUGAAAAAAUAAGCAUUUCAUCACUUAAUUGAAUGUUGGAAUUAUGAAGAUGAACAUAGAGAGAAAUAGUGAGCAAAAACACAAAUCCAUAGCGUUAACGAAAUGAAAGACUGAACUCGCAAAAACUGGUUAUUUUUUGCUUUGUGGCCCAAUUUUUUCAAAAAAAAUCACCCCUGAUCCCUCAAACGGUUCUUUUGUGCGCCUUUAUUUUUUAUAAAAUACAUUACGAUUAUAGGUAGGUACAUGAAACGAAGAAUUCUUGUAAAAUAGCUAUCAAAUUAUGGCCUUUUUGCAGGUACCAUAGAUUUGUGAACUGCCGGAUGACUUUGUUUCAAUCUUGUUUUUUGAUAUUUUUUCUAAUUCAUUUUUUCAAGAGUGCUUUUGUUCAAUGUUUUUUAUCCAUUUAAAAAAAAUUCUGCAUACUAUAUUCGAUUUUUUUGUUGGAAAUGUCACAUUUUGUGCUUUUUGGAAACUUUUAUUUUCCAACAAAACUUUUUAUCGAAAGCUCAACUUUUCUGUGAUUUGGUUAGUUGGGCAAGGCGCCCUAUCACACUCAUCAAAGCAAUUCAAUUUGCUAACCAGAUAACCUCCAAAGGGUUAAGCGCUUACUUUUGGAUUACCUACUUGAUUUUCAUUUGUUUCAACGCAAAAUACUUCUGUGGCGGUUAGAAUGCCUAUCAUGAUUUACUUUUCUCUUUUAUUCCAGAUAUUACCUAUUAUAUCAAUAUGAAGCCAUCCAUCUGCCUAAAUUUUGGUAUAGUAACUUGGGAAAAUUGAUAUUAAAAAAUUAACUGAAAUGGAUUUUGAUACUUUAUAUACCUGAUUGAUCAACUUCAUGAUUGCAAAGAGGAUUAUAAAAAAAAUGUAUUUCAACGGCCAGUCCUCAAUCGAGUACGUUUCAAUUUUUCUGAUAAUUUUGCUGGGCUUACAACCAGAAGGUGUAACACUGUUCUCCAGUCAGGUUACAGUAUUCUCCGACAACAGUACACUAAAGUUUAAUAAGUUGGCCGUAUCUUAUUCUUCAAUUAUUGUUGGUGCUGUUAACCAUUUGUAUCAAUUAUCACUUGAUCUUGAAUUGUUAGCGAAUAUUACAACCGGACCAUUUUCUACAAAUUUUUCAGUUACAAAAUCUGGUUAUAAUGAGAAUGUGAACCCCAAAUCAAUGGAUAAUCAUAACAAAAUUUUGCUGCUAUAUGAACAAAAUGAUACUUCACAUUUGAUAACUUGUGGAACCCUUCAGUUUUGUAGUAUAUAUAAUUUGAAUGGUACAACAAUGUCAGAAUCAAACGUUAUAAAAGUAUUUGAACCUUUUGUGGCAAACACUCCUACUGCAUCAACAGUAGCUUUUAUUAAACAUUUAGAGGAUGCCAGAGAAUCUGAUAUUGAUGAAGGAUACACUCUAUGGACAGCGCAAUCCUAUAGUAACUUCACCCAGCCAUUUCAAGUGCCAGCUUUUGCUGUGAGAAAUUUGCCUUCUUUCAGAUUAAUUGAUAAUUCCAGUAAGAUUUUAUUUAAUAGCAAAUAUCGAGAUAAAUACAUUGUAAAUUACAUUUGUGCAUUUGAUUCUCCUGAAAACAACUACAAGAGCUACAUUUUAACAACUCAGCAAAGUUCUGUAACAAAAACAUCCCCAUAUAUUUCAAAAUUGAUUAGGAUUUGUGGAGGAGCUCUCGGAAGAAAUCUUGUAAACAGGUAUGCUGAGAUUCCACUUGAGUGCAUUGUAAAAGGAGAAAGACCGUACAAUUUGGUGCAAGCAGCAUAUCUAGAAGAUUCUGGUACUGGAGAAACUUUACUAUUUGCGAUAUUCUCUCAGAGUGAAAAUAUGAACUCACAGAAACCAAAUAACCGUAGUGCCAUAUGCAUGUAUUCACUGAAAGAUAUUGACAAACAAUUUGGUAAAAAUAUAGAAAACUGUUUUCAUGGAAAUGGAAAGCCAGGGGUGGAAUUUAUAUCACCUGGAAGACAAUGUAUAAAACAUAGUAUUCAUAAGGGUUUCUGUUUAUCAGGCAUAAACAUGCCCAUUGGUGGGAAUAUUCCAAUAAAAAGGCCUUCUUUGCUAACAUUUGAUGCGCAUCUGACAGCAAUUGCAACGAGACGUCCCUCAGAGGAUUCACACAUAGAUGUGUUUGUUGGUACAAGUACUGGGCACUUGAAAAAGAUCAUUGUGGAGAAUAGUACUAGUUCAUGCGAGUAUGAUGAUGUAACAAUCGAUGAACAGUCCCCAGUAAAUGCGGAUCUCUUUUUUUUACCAUAUGAGGAAGAGGAUUUGCUAGUGAUGACUGAACAUAAGCUCACCAAAGUUCAUUUAGAACCAGUGCCAUACAGUUGUCCUGUGUUUGGUACUUAUGAUGAUUGUGUACAAUCCAACACAACAUGCAAUUACUGGUGCUCACAUACUAACGAAUGUACUACUACAAAAUGUGGUUGUAAUAUGAGAAUACGUUAUUGGAAGUUGAUGUUCAAUUCCAUAAAAUCAGAAAAUUUAUCAAUUAUUGAGCCAUAUGAUAAUGUAGAGCAUCUCGAACAUGACAUUUCAGCUGUGAAAUUGAGAUCCAGUUCAGAUAAAUUUUCUGAAAUAUUAUUACAAUUUAAAGAGUUUCUUCUUUGUGUGAUUGCUGAUGAAAACAUCAACAUUUCUUUUAUUGCAAAUGAUGCUUUUGCAUCAGGAAACGAGUAUACAAUUGACUGUAGUUUUCCGAAUUCUUCACUAGCAGUACCAUCUGGCAGUCAUGAUUCAAGUUCAACAUUGUCGAUUAUAAUUACUAAUAAAAAUAUUCCAUUUGUUUGGAGUACAAACAUUUCAUUGCAUGAAUGUGAUGUGCACACUUCUUGUUUUGAGUGCACUGAUUCGUUGUCUCCAUGUUACUGGAGAAUGGAUGAACAGAAGUGCAUGUUCAAGCACACUAUAAAAAAACAUAAAAAAACUGGUAAUCAUUCUAAUAUGCUCACCAACUCAUGUCUGCAUCCAGCUAUUCCGACUAUCUCUUCUUUUUGGCCAACAAAAGCCGCAGUUUUUGGAAAACUUGCUAUCACUAUUCGAGGUGAAAACUUGGGUUAUUCAUUUAAAGACAUAAUGAAUCCAAUUGACAUGUCUGGAGUACCUUGUAUACCAACUGACUAUCAGUUUGAACCAAUGAAGAAAGUAGUAUGCUUCAUUGAAUAUGUCAAUGCCCUGAAUGUUCCAAGGCCAGUGGAAAUGAUAGUCAAUAAUGUGUUGGCAAAAUCCAGAGAAAAUUUUACUGUAUCAUAUCCUGUAAUUAAUUUAGUUUUUCCCCUUUCAGGGUCUCUAUCUGGUGGUACUAAACUAACUAUUGAAGGUGAAAAUUUGGACAUAGGAAGAUCGAUUUCGGUUCAUAUUGGUGGAUUACCAUGUCACAUAUUUUCAAUUGAUACUGCUAAAAUAGAAUGUAUCACUUCUUCGUGUAACAUAUGUCAUGAGUCAUCAAUGACAGUUGCUGUUAGAAUAACAUAUGACCUUGACUCAUCUUGGAAAGAUGGUCUUUUAUUCGAGUACACUAACAAUUAUGACCAUGAUGUUGAUGGGUUCAACAUGAAACCAAAAAGUAUCCCUGCUGGUGGCAUUGCUAUCAAAACUGGAUUUAGAGAUUCUGCAGAUACAAGGAAAACGUACUUCAUUCAAUGUGAAAAAAGUUCUUUCAAUGGCUCAUGUGAGAUGCCACCUGAGUCUUCACACAUAGUCUGUAAGUCUCCUUACAUUCCAGAUAUCAAAAGUGACUCAAUAAAUCCAAAAUAUCCCUUGCCAUUGCAUUGCUCAGUUAUUCAGAUAGACAGUAGUGAUUUAUACAGAAGUGUUGUAAUUGGCGAUGUUCUUGUGUCUUUAUAUCCUAAUCCGGAAUUUCAUAAUUUUUCAACCAAAUAUGAGAAGUUCACUGGAACUGAGUUCAUCAUUAUCAAAGGAAAUAAUAUAGAUAAAUCUUGUCAAAUAAUGGAUAUAUAUGUAAAGGCUGGAAACCAUAGCUGCACUAUAAUUUCAUUGUCUCUGAAUGAAAUGAUUUGUAUUUUUAGUAGGCUCAACUCAACUCCAUUCAUAUUUAGAGAUAAUUUAGAUGAAUUACAUGACGAGUGGAAACACAUUCGACUUAUAAAUGGGUCAGAUGAUUUCGAUCAAGUACACGAAGAAUUGAAGAAAAUUGAAUUUAUAACUGUGUCAAUUGGUGAUUAUUUUGAAGAAAUUGUUUUCAAAGCAAAUACAUCUACAAACAAUUCAGCGAAUUCUGCUAACAAUUCAUCAGUCACACUUAUAAUUUAUAUUGUAGUUACAGUAUUAAUAUUUAUCCUCAUCUUUAUCAUAGUGGGUAAAUUAUGCUUAAAAUAUUCGCGAAGAAUGAAGCAAAUGCAACGAAGAGUGAAUAAAAUGGGCAUGGAUGCAAUCUCCAUGAGACAAUGCAUAAAGCAAGUGACUGUAGAAAACCAAAUACAAUUGGAUGGACAUCUGGCAGAUGUGCUGAAUUUACCGAAUGUCACAAUUGAAGUUAAUGCUUCAUAUUAUGGAAGUCCCACUACUGAAAUGGCCACAGCUAUCGAAUACCUUUUACCACUUGAUGAGGAGUGGGAAUUUCCAAGAGGUGACUUGACUCUAGGAAAGCACCUGGGGGAAGGCGAAUUUGGACAAGUUGUUCGAGGGGAAGCUGUUGAUAUCUUGGAAGAGAAUGUUACAACCACUGUCGCAGUUAAAAUGUUGAAAGAUUCCCAUUCAGAUUCAGAUAUGAUUGAUUUAGUUAAAGAGAUGGAAAUAUUGAAAUUAAUUGGAGCUCAUGAAAACGUCCUUCGACUUCUUGGCUGUUGCACGCAGAAUGGACCAUUGUUGAUCAUUACUGAAUUUGCUCAAUAUGGCAAUUUAUUGGAUUUUCUUCGGAAGCGUGUUUAUUUCAUUUAUCAAAAUACAUCAGAAAUAUUGGCUGAACAAACUUUACUAACCUUUGCUCUUCAAGUUGCAAGAGGAAUGGAAUACCUGGCAUCUAAAAAGUGCAUACACAGAGAUCUUGCUGCCAGAAAUGUUCUAGUAUCUCAUGAUUUUGUGCUGAAAAUAGCUGAUUUUGGGUUGGCCAGACAUACUCGAAAUAAAGAUUACUAUAAAAAGAAAACAAAGGGUAGGCUGCCAGUCAAGUGGAUGGCACCAGAGGCAUUAACGCAUUUGCAGUUUACUACUCAAUCUGACGUGUGGUCCUAUGGAAUAUUAUUAUGGGAAAUACUGACUGUAGGAGGUGUCCCCUAUCCUGCAUUUACAGACAUGAAAAAACUAAUCAGGGAUUUGAAAUCAGGUUACCGCUUGGAACAACCUUCUAACUGCUCUUUGAAAACGUACAAUUUAAUGCGUGAAUGUUGGCAUUCCUUACCUGAACAACGCCCAACUUUUUCUUCAAUCGCUGAAGAGUUGUGUGAAAUGAUACCGAGUGAAGUGCUUGAUCAACAUGCAUCCAAGAUCUUCUGGUCCAACAGUGACGAGUCCCACUCAAUCAAUACUGAAAACGAGUGCAACUCUAGCAAUACUGAAAGCGAGUACUACUUUACCAAUACUGAAAGCGAGUACAACUCCAGUGAUAAUGAAAAUGAAGUUGACAAUUUAUUAUUGUUACUGUAAUUGAUAACAAUUCUGGUUUAAAUUUUGCUAAAAUUAAGCUCUGAUUUAUAUACUAUUCAUUUAUUUCUAAAAUAUUUCUUAGAUGAAUAAGUACCUACUUAAGUAUCUGAUGAGUGAGUGUUUUCACAAACUUGUUAGGAGGAAAAUUUUUAUUAAUUUUUUUGUUUUUUUGAGUAAAUGAUAGUGAUAUUACCUGGGUUAUCGUUAUGUCGAUUUUCAGGAUAUUUAAAAGUACAUACAUCAUUUGACUAACCAAUAUGGCUUCAAGUUUUGGAGGAGAAUCAAACAUUUCUAUUAAGACUGCUUUUAGGUCUAUGUAUGUAGGUAAUAUUUUUGGCAUCCUAGAAAAUUUCAAAUGUGAGGAUCUUAUCAACUCUUUUUUUUGCAAUUUUUAUUAUAAUUUGCUGAGGCCCAUUUUAAUACGUAGCAUAACACUUUUUCUCAACUUACUUGGAGAUUGACUCAUUUCAAUCUCAAAAUUUGUCAAAAACCCUCAGAAACAUUUUAAUGUAUUCCUCUUUUUUGGGCUCAAAUUCAUCGGAAAUGGUAAAAAAAAAAAUCUCGAAACUUUAACCCACUUUGAUAAAUUGCAAAUUCUCUUUUAAAUAAUUAACAAAGGGCUUCUUUCAUUGUACGAUUAUGAAAAUCCAGAAUCAACUUUUCUGACUUCUUACACCCACAUCUACAAGAAUUGAAACCAAUAUUCAAAGUUUGAGUUUUUUUUUUUUUUAGAAAGCUAUCACGUAAGGCUAAUUUAUAGUUUAUCGCAACAUAGGUAUUAUUCUUAAGUUGGUAUAGAUUUAUGCAUAAGUAGGCAUAUUCUGCAUUCUUAAUGAACUUAUCUCUUCAUAAGAUGUUGUAGAAUUUUGGAACAUUUCAUUAAACAUGUGGGUGAAUCCUGAUAGCAGGGCUGGUGAGAGCCCAUGCAGCCUGGGGCAAAGAUCAUGUUAGGUUCCAUUUCUGAAGCAGAAGCUAUAUUGACUAUUGAGGUUUUCGUGUUUGUUUUUGUAUAGACUUUUGAAAAUUGAUUUUAGAGACCAGAAUUUUAUCCAUCCCAAGGUUAUUCUUCGGUACCUAUACUUCUUUUUCGAUCUCAUUUUCAAAAGAAAUUAAUUGUCCCAAAUAUAUUAUAUCUUCAGUAAUUCCCAUCACCAAAAUUUUUAAUAGCUGUGUCCUUCCUAAAAUCACCUGUGGCUCCCAAACGUGGUCCCUGAUAAAAAAGAUAUAGAAACGAUUAGAAAUCACACAAAAUUUGAUGGAGAGACCCAUGCUUUGGAUUAAACUAAGGGAUAUAAGGACGGUGAGGUUGUCAAAAAUUAAAAAUACUUUUAAUGAUUUUAGAAUUGUACCUACUGUGAAGAGGAUUAACUUAUGUAAUUAGGCUGGUCAUGUGACAAAACUGUUGGACCCCAUGUAAAACAGUAAAAGAGAAAAAGGUAACAAGAGGUGAGGUGGAGGGAUUCAAUAGCAAAUUUCAUCAAAAACAAACUACAUUAUAUGAGAGUGUGUCACAAGACCGUACUAAAUGGUACAGGUUGAGUGAGACCUUUGGCCAAGAUAUGGGCAUCUGAUGUGUAGGAUUUAUUUAUUUUAUUUUUAUUUUUAAUUUUACUUUUUGGUAAGUUUACUUAUAAUAAUUAAUGUUGUACACUUGGUACACUUGAUCAAAAUAAAGGUGUUUAUUAAUUUAUUCAGGCUGUAUUGAGGUU